AUGGCCACCGUCAAGCUCAUUUCCCUCCUCGUAGCUUCCCUCGCCAUCAUCAUCCAGCCCGCCAUCUCCGGCGACCCGGACAUCCUCACCGACUUCAUCACCCCACCGAACACCAACACCAUCGACGGCUCCUUCUUCACCUUCUCCGGCUUCGGCUUCCUCGUCAACGGCACCCAGCUCCCCGACAAGUUCACAGUCGUGAAGGCCACCAUGGCCCAGUUCUCCGCCCUCAACGGCCAGAGCGUCUCCUACGCCACGCUCCUCUUCCCCAACGGCACCACCAACCCUCCCCACACCCACCCACGCGCCGCCGAGCUCCUCUUCGUCCUCGACGGCGAGCUCAACGUCGGCUUCGUCGACACCGCCGGCAAGCUCUACACCCAGAACCUCCAGGUCGGCGACAUGUUCGUCUUCCCCAAGGGCCUCGUCCACUUCCAGUACAACGCCGGGGCGGGCUACGCCAUCGCUUUGUCGGCUUUCGGGAGCGCGAACGCUGGAACGGUGUCGCUUCCCGGUACGCUGUUCGCGACCGGUAUAGACGACGUCGUUUUGGCUAAGUCGUUCAAGACGGACGUCGGCGUCAUUCAGAAGCUCAAGGCUGGCCUCGCCGUCAAGCCCUGA
Linum tenue is the source of this 621-nucleotide messenger RNA. The record is from the annotation of a GenBank genome assembly. Lineage: Eukaryota; Viridiplantae; Streptophyta; Magnoliopsida; Malpighiales; Linaceae.